Messenger RNA from Polistes dominula (European paper wasp), 4851 nucleotides. RefSeq lists its product as uncharacterized. NCBI's taxonomy places the organism in Eukaryota, Metazoa, Arthropoda, Insecta, Hymenoptera, Vespidae. Gene Ontology annotation, cellular component: nucleus. The record is from RefSeq and is a predicted model, not a curated record. Gene Ontology annotation, biological process: regulation of DNA-templated transcription.
GGUUGUAGUGGUGGUAGUGGUGGCGGUGGUGGUGGAGGUGCGGGUUGUGGUAGGAGUAGUAGCACUGGUGGGGAACGUAACGGCGCUGGCGGUGCCACUGCCAACGGCAGUGGUGGUGGUAGUUCUGGUGGUGGUGGCGAACUCGCGGAGAAGGAGGAGAGGACACCAGCUUCAGAGACUGUCGAGCCGACGGCCGCGUUUGACGUCGCAUCCCUCGUACUCUACGGCUCGCGCGCACUACCGAUACGCCUUAAGAUCUUGCUCGAUCAGUUGUUCAACCAGUUGCCCCACGCGCAAGUGACACGUCUCCUAGCCGCCUUUGGCUGGACCUACGAGGAUUAUACACGAGGAUACAUACUGCAGGAAGAUGAGGAUAAGGAUGAGGAUGAGGAUGUGGAGGAGACCGUUCGUGUUGUUGGUAAAAAUCGGCAAGAUUCGCAGAACGGCCCGGUGCUGGACCGAUGGAGUAUCUGCUCGGCUGAGGAGGAACCGCUGGUGUUGCAGCAGUUCCUCAGGUUCGCCGAGACGCGUCCGUUCGUGCAGCAGUUGCUACUGGCCGCCGGAACGCCGGGGACGGAUGCUAUGUCACCCAGCAGACGACCUUCGCCACCGACGAUGCCACUAGCACACUUGCCACCGCCCUUGCACCUGUUCCAGUGCGGCCUCCCACCGCCGGGUUCGAGGUUGCAACCACCACUGGCGCCACCUCAUCCUCCACCCCCAGUCUCACACCCCUCGAUUUCGCCAACUACGCAGAAGCAUUAUUCGUCAGUUACGACCGGUGGUAAUCCAGGAGUAACGAGUAAUCGAGGGAAUUCACCACCGAGAACUCUGGAUUCUCAUAUGAACGUGUCACCGUUAAACAGACUACAAAGCAUGCAACCUUUUGAUUUUCGUAAACUUGGUACAUUAGGAUUGCCAGCGUUUACACCUUUACCACCUGUACCAUCCACAGAGCAACUAUUACAAAGUCGAAAGUCUAUGAGAAAUCCACAAAGUCCACAUAGUCCGCCCCAUCAUUCGUCCAGCUCGCAAUUACAGAGGCCUCACAUGCCGGUGGCACCGGUUUCAUCGUCUGCGCUUAACUUUGGUCAUCCGCUUUCCGUAGCUGUUUCCUCUGGUACUUUACCACCUACCUUUCCCAGUCAUUUUCCACCACCACCUCCGAUGGUUAAGUCGACCGGUUCUAUUGCCGGUCUGACAGCACCUACGGAUGUCCAUAGUAGCGGUGAAAAGAGUAGCGAGUUUGGCUCAGAGGAAGACGAGGAUGACGAUGAGAACUCUGAUAGUGCAUUGAACCUCAGCAGGCGUGACGCUGCAUCUAAACACGUGGCAGCCGAGCACAGACAUCCUCCACCCUUACCGCUCCAACCUGCACCUUUAGGAAGGCCACCUGGUAUCCCCGGUAGAAAACCUCAUUCUCCUGGAAAAAGACCAACGGGACAAUGGGGUGCCACAGCCAACAUGCCACCAAAUCUAGGCACGCCCUUCAUCAAUCCGACCACCGGUAAGAAGAGAGUACAAUGCAACGUCUGUCUGAAGACGUUUUGCGACAAGGGAGCCCUUAAAAUCCAUUUUAGUGCGGUACAUCUCCGAGAGAUGCAUCAAUGUACCGUCAAAGGUUGCAGCAUGAUGUUUAGCUCGAGAAGAUCGAGAAAUCGGCACAGUGCCAAUCCUAAUCCAAAACUUCACUCGCCGCAUCUUCGAAGGAAGAUUUCACCUCACGAUGGUCGUUCCUCAAUGGCUCACGCGUUAGUUCUACCACCACAGGUUGGGCUUCCCGUACCAGCAACAGGACUCAAUCACUUGCCGUUUGGUUCUUUCCCAUUGUUAACUCCACCAUCCGAGCUGCGUUCACCAGCGUCCCUCUGUGCCUUGGACUUCAAGCAUCUCGACCUGUCUUCAGCGCAGGGCCAAGGUAGACCUUUCGAGGAGCCACUUCAACAGAGAAUGCCCGUGAGCACGGGCUUACCUAGUAGCACGGUUUCCACCACAGUGUCGAUGACUACGAGUUGUGGAACGCCUUCCGUUGCUGCAUCCAUGACCACUACUACAACGACGGCUAGAGGAGGAUCGUUUACAGGUGGUACAACCAGUUGCACGGUGUCACCAUCGACGUCAAUGAUACCCGAAGGAGAAGAAGACGAUGACGACGAUGACGGUGGCAUUGUCGUUGUAGCAGAAGACGAUACGAGCGAUGUACCUACCAGAUUGCAUUCUCGUAUAACUCAAGGCGACGAGGAUGACGAACAACCGGCAGACUUCAGUUUAGCCAAACGACCAAAACUGUAUUUCACCGAUAUGGCUGACGAAGAGAAUAUUAGUAAUAUCGAUAGCAAUGAAGACGACUCUGUGGGUGGCACCGAUCAACAUUCCUUUAGUGCUGGUCAAAACACCCUUAAUUCGAAUACCCUUCUCCACAGCAGGGGUGUACGCAAAAGGAAAUCCCAGCAUCCGACGAGAUGCGCUGUCUUAGCGGAAGUGCAUUCCUCCUCGACGGACGGUGACUCCUCGAACGACGAAGAACGAGUUCAACGACGUAUUUUAACGGACGAUGGAAUUGUUCGAGUAGUCGAUGAUUUCCAAAAUCAACCAGAGGACAUGUCGAUGUCACGUCUCGAAGCAGAAGAACGUAAGGUCUCGCCAACCUCACCGAAAAACCGAGAUGCAAACUGCCGUAACUCACCGGAGACAACUUCGAACAGUGAACAAGAAGGAACAACGACGUUAGAUAGCGUUCGUAAAGAAAUAGCUAAGGAAAAUGUCGAUGAUCUACCUCAGGACGAGCCGAGAGAUCUCAGUUCGAGGGCGAGCAGCGUCAAGUCGCCUAAACGUCAAAUCAGUCCAGAGCCACAAAGUUUACACGAGCCAAACGUUGAACGUAACUCUACCACUGCAGUCUGCGAUUCGGCAUCGGAGUCUCAGGAGCGGGCAAGACAAAAUAUCAAACUAGAAGGAGAAAUACAGGUUGUAAAGGUUGAAGAAAAAAACGUGGUUGCAAAAAAUGAGAUGGAUACGACGGAGGAGAAAAUCGUUCGAAAAAACUCGGACGACCUUAGGAGGCGAGGAGGGGAAGAAGAUGAGGUGGAGGAGGUGGAGGAGGAGGAGAACGAGAGGACGCAGGACGAGGACGAUGAGCCAUUGGAAGAAGUCGAGGAUGAUGAUGAUGAUGAUGAGGUGGACGAAGCGCUGCGCAAUCAGGAAGGUGAGCGUCCCGAUGAUCCCCCCCGUGCCCCGAGCUCGGUCGAGAGCCGUCCAACGACAGCUGACGAGCUCUCCCACGACUCCUCGACCAACACUUUGCGUCAACUCGAGUCCUUGUCGCAGGGUCGCACGAUGAUGCCGUACACCGAGACGCAACGGGUGGCUUCGAGGUCUGGCCGCGGCUCUACCAGCCCCGUCAGCCUCACGACGCACCAGGAGACCACCAUGGACAACUCCUCACAUGGCUCUCGUUCAUCCAGCGCUUCUCCCUCCACAGCGGCCAUGGAUAUGGACAAUAGCCUGAUAACCUACGCGAGAUACGAGAAUGGUGGCUUCGUCAGUACCCAGGAGGUUCCACUUGAUCGUGACAAUCCACGGCGUUGCACGGCCUGUGGCAAGGUCUUUCAGAAUCACUUUGGUGUGAAAACCCAUUACCAGAACGUCCAUCUGAAGCUGAUGCACCGUUGCAGCGUCGAUGGUUGCAACGCGGCCUUCCCAUCCAAGAGGUCCCGCGAUCGGCACUCGGCCAAUCUCAAUCUUCAUCGGAAGUUGCUCUCGACAUCUUCGAGUCCACCUCUUUCGUCAGGUAGCUUGCCAUCCAGCUUGUCGCCGCGGGUAGAUGAUACUCCAAUGAGUUCUCUGCUGCACAACGAGAUUCUUGCGAGACUGUACACUGACGCGGGUGCUGCUGGGAUCGGAGCUGCUGCCGCUAUUGGUACGGGCAUUGGUCCACUUGGUGCUUAUCCUCUGACACCUAGGCUUCCACCAUCUGCGAUGGAACUAGCUGCUAGGAUACCACCGCCCCAUCCGUUGCUUUUACCACCUCAUUUGGGGGCCACGUUUCCAGGCUUAUCCACUUUUGCCUCGCACCUGGCUGGUCUGAAUGGUUUGACUCAUCAACAUUUAAACCACCUGACGAGAUUCUCGCAGGAACAAGCUACCAGACAACCCUCUCACUCAGCCUCACCUUUAUCAUCUCCUGGCUCGGAUGAUAGAAAAGAGGAAGCCAGAUGUACCGUACCAGGUUGCGAUCGUGUCUUUGGUUCGAGAGCCGUUAGAGACGCACACUCGAGGGAUCCCCAGGCUCAUCGUGAUCUGCCAAUUUUAUCUACUAGCGGCUCGUGACCGUUUUUUUGCCGCAAACGCGACUACUACCCCUUACUGUGAUGCCAAAAUCCUAAACGACGAUUCCGAUCGAUCGCCGAUCAUGUUGAUCUCCCAGGGUAUCGUCCACCCGCACUAUCGUCUCGUAUUAAUCCACGUGCAAUAUAAUCAAAUGACAUUUUCAAAAAUAUCGCUGAACAUUCCUUAAAUCUAACUUCAACUUUGAUUACUAGCGUUCUUAUACUUUCUUUCUUCAAAUCGGCUGAUAAUCAUAAGAUCUCAGAAACAAUCGACGUGCUUCGAACCCUCCAAUCUAGUCAACUUGAUAUCUUUAUCGGUGGGUCCACAAGUAGAUGACAAUUCUCUCAUUAAGAGAAUCAACCCGUCCGAUUCGUUAAAUUUCGUGUUUAAUCUUCGUUUGAAGUCAUGGCACGAUAAUAAAGUAAAAAUGUUCAAAGUAUUUUUUGUCAGUGAUAUUUUUGACAGAUUUUUGUCUUAUUUAACAGCUGCAUUAUCAAUUUAUAAAAUACGAUUUCUUCUGUU